AUUUGCCGUUCCCUAUCCGGAUCGAUCUAGUCGUGGAUGGAAGCUGUAUUAUAGACAACAUAUUCCCUAAAAAUAAAAAACUGUUCUACAAUGGUCUGAUAGGCAGCUGGUGUGACAUGAUCUGAAUAAAUAUUUCAAAUAACCUAAUUAAAGGAUGAAAAAUGUAUAAUGUCGGAAUGAUUUAGAUACAAGGUAAUAGAACCAACAGUUGAUUUUUAUGAACAACACACGUAUUUGAUCAUCUGCGGUUUUUAACAUGAAAUAUGUAUGAUUGGACAGAAAAUCAAUGGCGCCGGAAAUGUUAUCGUUAAAACAGCAUAGGAAUUUACUUAGGAUUACACAAGACACUAGUUUAAGUCAUGACGAAUUUGAAAGAUUGAAAGAUGAUAGGAUUUAAUCAUUUCAGCAGAAGACACGCGCUGAAUCUUAAGUACCGUCUAUUCCCUUGUGGACUCGGGAAUUCCGUCUACUUCGAUAUGAAAGACUGAAUAAAAAACGUAUAAAUUGAUCUGCUGGAUUGAAAUAUGGAAACUAUAAAGAAAGGAUAUUUCAAAAUGUAAAAAAAAAAUUAAGAGUUGUAAUCAAUUUUUCUUUAACUUUCAAUCUAUUAGUUUGAAAAGAGAAACCAUUAUAAAGCGGAAAAUACCGUUCUGUGUACUUAAUUGCGAUCACAUCGAGCCAAGUUGGAUAUAAUCAAUGUUUUAAGUAGUCGAGAAGCUCUUAUCGUCAAAAAUGUAAUUAAUAUACACAGAGUACAAUAUUUAAUGAAAACAGAUAUUGUUUGUUUUAAAUACUAAGCAAGAUGUACGAACAAAGAAUAAUAAAACAGAACGACUUAUUUACAGAAACUUUGAUCUUGUUUGUAGUUUUACAAAUUAUUGAUUAGCGUUAUAAGCACUUAAUUUUGCACGAGGAAGAAUACACGCGCUAACUUGUGCCAGACAAGUAAGUUAUAACACAAAAUUAGUUCCACAUGCCAACGUACUUUAUGUGCCGUAAUAGACAAUAAUUAUCAAUAAAGGUGACAGAUAAAUCCUAGUGCUUUAAUCUUCGAUUGACCAGCAUGGAUGAUAUUCAUAAAACGUCGAACGAAAAGGUACAUGUUCUAAGCGUAUCGUCUGCGCCUAGUCAUCACGUGCAUCAUGCGGUUAUGGCCCACGUGGGAGGUAUUGAAUACGACAAGACUAGGAGACGAAGUACGAUCCAUUCGUACACUCUAUCUAACUACCACGCUCUUUCGCAUGAUCCGCAAACCAUGAGAGCCGUUCACGAAAUGACUCGGGCGAAAGCUUACAAAAAUGUAAUAGCACUUGGAUUGGCAUUCAUGUUUGUUUUUACAGCAUUUGUUUCAAUUCAGGGAUUACAAAGUACGAUGAACUGGGAAGGAGGUGUAGGAGUUACUUCCCUUAGCAGCAUAUAUGUUACUACUAUCAUAUCGUGUUUAUUAGCGCCAUGGAUAAUCCAGAAACUUACGACCAAAUGGACAAUGAUUAUUGCCUUUGUGCUUUGUACGGGUUAUUUUGCGGGAAACUUCCAUCCGGAGCACUAUAUGCUUGUACCUUUGGGUGCAUUACUCGGACUUUUAGGAGGUCCGUUAUGGAGUGCGCAAGCAACAUCUAUCACUUCGAUAUCUUUAGCUUAUUCUGAACAUAUUCAUGCCGAGGAACAAGAAAUUGUAGUGAAUAAAAUGAUGGGAAUAUUUUGUGGCUUAUUUAGAACAAGUAAUAUAUGGGGAAACUUAAUAACAACGUUAGUUUUAGGAAAAAACGAGACCCUUCACGUACCCAAGUAUCAUAACUUUUCAACAAACUCUACGUGCGGUGCUGGAUACUGUCUCACAGUAGAGGAUGAACUAAAUCAUGGAAUCUACUUUUCACAGAACGCUAUGAGAACCAUCAGUUCGAAAACGAAAAUAAUGUUAUUAAGUAUAUACCUCGGAUGUGGCAUGAUGGGGAUCGUAAUUCUCAUAUCUUUAUUUGAUCAACAUAAAAGUUCCAAGUUGAAGUGUAGAGAUGAUGUCUUGUCAUCAAAAGAAACGUUCCUUGCAACAAUAAAGAUGUUCAAAGACACAAAAUGUUUGCUCUUAUUGGUGAUUGUCGUAUUCAUCGGCCUAGAACAAGGGUUCAUGUUCAGCGACUUUACAAAGGCAUACAUUUCCUGCACAUUGGGAGUAACAAGCAUUGGACCUGUUAUGAUAUGUUUUGGUGCAGUCAGUUCUGUUAGCUGUAUUUUGAUUGGUUGCAUAGCCAGUCGCCAUAUUAAAAGAUUUGCUUUCAUCAGCGCAGGCGCAACGUUUAAUAUUGGUCUACUGAUAGUAUUAUGGUUAUGGAAACCGUCUACUCUAGAUAUUCCAAAUUUUUUCGUGGUAGCAGCAUGUUUAGGAUUGUGUGAUGCUAUCUGGCAAACACAAACAUACACUUUAUUCGGAAUAAUUUUCAUGCAUAAACAGGAAGCAGCGUUUGCCUCCUACCGGAUGUUCUAUGCCACCGGAUGUGCAAUUGCUUUUGGAUACAGUUACUUCCUGUGUGUUGAAACCAAAGUAUUAAUUUUAGCCGUUGUAUUAAUUAUAGGACUAAUAUGCUACUGCGUCAUCGAAAUGAAAGUCCAGUUACAAAGUCAACAUAUAAAAGAUAUUGUUGCGUUAUAACAGUUUAGCUAACUUUGUACCUUAAAUUUGCAUUAUAUUGAUGCUAUAUUAAAUAUCUUUAUUGUAAUGAAAUCAGAACUAAAAAAAAUAUUGGAACUACAGUUUUGUAAACAAUUUACCUUCGUGUAUAGAUGAUUCCAGACAAUGAAAACAAUACCGACAUACUGGUUAUUGAAAGGACGGAGAGUCAACCACGAUUUCUUCUGAUUAGAGGUUGUAAAAAAUUUAAAUAAUUUUUGUGUGCUCGACACAUGGUUUUAGAUUAUCAUUAUCCUUCAUCAGUUUUCUCGAGACUAAAUUUUUGAAAAUCCAAAAAUUACAAAACGUUUGACAACAUAAAAUCAAGAAUGGCAUAUGCAGUAUUGCAAAAAUCUAUAUUGUUAACAUUGCC
Messenger RNA from Mytilus californianus (California mussel), 3038 nucleotides. Its product is annotated as protein unc-93 homolog A-like. The coding region runs from base 1064 to 2647 and encodes 527 amino acids. The record is from RefSeq and is a predicted model, not a curated record. Lineage: Eukaryota; Metazoa; Mollusca; Bivalvia; Mytilida; Mytilidae. The transcript has 4 exons.